CAUGGAAUCCUGGGCUGACCAGGGUAUUGCCCGAGUGGAUUCUGCCAGGUAACAGGGGCGGGCCAGCAUAAUGCCUGAACCGUUCAGUAGGCACCAUCCUCCUUUUCUUUUUCCUUCUAAAAAUCACUUGGUAACUGCAUUUGAAAUUCUGUGACAUGAAAUAAGUGUAUGGAGCACACAGAAUCAUGUAAAUAUAUUCUCAAUGAAGUACACUUUUGCAACGCAGUUGGUCUCACCAUUUCUAUUAUGUACAAUAUGGGAUAUUUAGGAUGCAGUGACCUAUGAGGAUGUGCGUGUGAACUUCACUCAUGAAGAGUGGGCUUUGCUGGAUCCUUCCCAGAAGAGUCUCUACAGGGAUGUGAUGCUGGAAAACUGCAGGAACCUCACUGCUAUAGGCUACAAAUGGGAAGAUCAGAAUAUUGAAGAACAUUGUCAAAAUUCUAGAAGACACGAAAGGUAUGUCAUCUGUCCCUCUGGAUACAAACCAUGUGAACAUGAGGAAUAUGGAAAGGAGCAAUGUAUCUCUGUCUCUCCUACAACUGUUAGAAGACAUAUAGUAGUCCCCACUAUGAGUAGACUUCGUGAAUGUGAUACAAACUUAGAGUUAAUUGGUUUUCCAACUACACUGGGAAUACACCAACAAACUCACACUGUACAAAAGCCUUGUGAGUACAAGGAAUAUGAGAAUUCUUCUGCCUGUAUUGGUUUACUUUGCACGUGGAGUGUGACUCACAGUAUAGAAAAAUGUUAUUCAUACAAUCAGUAUGGUGAAACACUGAGUUCUUCGAGUUCUGUUCAAAGAUGUGAUAAAACUCAUAUGGGAAAUGUAAGUGAUAAAUGUGAACCAUCUACUAAAGGCUUUAACCAUCACAGGAAUCUUCAAAUAUACAAAGGAACCCAUAACAAAGAGGAUCUCUUUGAAUGUAAUCAACAUGAUGAAGACUUUACACUUGAUUCCUCUUUACAAUUGCAUCAAAGAACUCAUUUGGAAAUAAAACCGUAUAAAUAUAAUCAAUCUGGAAAAGACUUUGCACAUCACAAUUGCUUUCAAGUACAUAGAACUCAUACUAAUAAGCAACCAUGUAAAUGUAAUCAAUGUGGUAAAGCCUUUGCAAGUAGCCAUAAUCUUAAAAUACAUGAAAGAAUCCAUACUGGAGAGAAACCCUAUAUAUGCAAUCAAUGUGGUAAAGCCUUUGUACAUUUAACUAGUCUUCGAAAUCAUGAAAAGACUCAUACUGGGGAGAAACCCUAUGUAUGUUAUCAAUGUGGUAAAGCUUUUGCCUGUCGAAGUAAUCUUCAAAUACAUGAAAGUACUCAUACAGGAGUGAAACCCUAUGAAUGCACUCAAUGUGGUAAAGCCUUUGCACAUAUCAUUUAUCUUCAAAGGCAUGAAAAAAGUCAUACUGAAUACAAACCAUAUGAAUGUAAUCAGUGUAGUAAAGGCUUUACACAAUUCAAUCGUCUUCAAAAACAUUUCAAAAGCCAUACUGGAGAGAAACCCUAUGAAUGUAAUCAAUGUGGUAAAGCCUUUAUAAGUCGCAGUAAUCUUCAAACACAUGAAAGAAUUCAUACUGGAGAUAAGCCCUGUAAAUGUACUCAAUGUGGUAAAGCCUUUGUAAGUCACCGUAAUCUUCAAAUACAUGAAAGGACUCAUACAGGAGUGAAACCAUAUGGAUGUAAUCAAUGUGGUAAAGCUUUUGCACAUUUCACUAGUCUUCGAAAUCAUGAAAAAAUUCAUACUGGAGACAAGCCCUAUGUAUGUAGUCAAUGUGGUAAAGCCUUUACAUGUCGUAGUAAUCUUAAAAUACAUGAAAGUGCUCAUACAAAAGUGAAACCUUAUGAAUGUAAUCAAUGUGGUAAAGUCUUUGCACAUAUCAUUUAUCUACAAAGACAUAAAAGAAGUCAUACUAGAUACAAACCAUAUAAAUGCAAUCAAUGUGGUAAAGGCUUUACACAGUCUAGUCAUCUUCAAAAACAUUUCGAAAACCAUACUGGAGAGAAACUUUAUGAAUGUAAUCAAUGUUGCAAAGUCUUUGCAAGUCACAGUAAUCUUCGAACACAUGAAAAAAUUCAUACUGGAGACAAGCCCUAUGUAUGUACUCAAUGUGGUAAAGCCUUUGUAAGUCACCGUAAUCUUCAAACACAUAAAAGAAUUCAUACUGGAGAAAAGCCCUAUAUAUGUAAUCAAUGUGGUAAAGCUUUUGCACAUUUCACUAGUCUUCGAAAUCAUGAAAGAAUUCAUACUGGAGAUAAGCCCUAUGUAUGUAAUCAAUGUGGUAAAGCUUUUGCCUGUCGUAGUAAUCUUAAAAUACAUGAAAGUACUCAUUCAGGAGUGAAACCCUAUGGGUGUAAUCAAUGUGGUAAAGUAUUUGCACAUACCGUUUAUCUUCAAAGGCAUGAAAGAAGUCAUACUAGAGAUAAACCAUUUAAAUGUACUAAAUGUAGUAAAGGCUUUACACAAUUCAAUCGUCUUCAAAAACAUUUCAGAAGCCAUACUGGAGAGAAACCCUAUGAAUGCAGUCAAUGUGGUAAAACAUUUGCAAGUCGCAGUAAUCUUCAAGCACAUGAAAGAACUCAUACUGGGGACAAGCCCUAUGUAUGUACUCAAUGUGGUAAAGGCUUUGCCAGUCGCCGUAAUCUUCAAACACAUGAAAGGAGUCAUACUGGAGAAAAACCCUAUGUGUGUGAUCAGUGUGGUAAAGCCUUUGUAAGUAGCAGUAAUCUUAAAAUACAUGAAACUAUUCAUACAGGAGUAAAACCCUAUGAAUGUAAUCGAUGUGGUAAAGCCUUUGCACAUACUGUUUAUCUUCAAAGGCAUGAAAGAAGUCAUAGUGGAAACAAACCAUAUGAUUGUAAUCAACGUGGUAAAGCCUUUGCAAGUCACGAAACCUUCCUUCAAAUACAUGAAAAAAGUCAUAUUGGAGAAAAACCCUAUGAAUGUAAUUGACGCACUAAAACUUUGCAGAUCAGGAUAAUCUUCAAACAUCAAAGAGUAGUGAAGAGAAACCCUUCAAAUGUCAAUAUGAUGAUGCCUCUUUAAAUUACAGUCUUCUUCAAAGGCAUAAAGAAUUACUCCUGGAGACAAACACCAUGAAUCUAGAAAAUUCAGUAAAGCUUGGCAUGGUCUCACUGGUGCUCAAAUAGAAUUAGUAGAACCAUUCCAUCAUUCAAAUAUUGUCCUCUUUUGAAACUAUAAGCAAAUUGCUACCAAAGAUAGAGGCACACAGAAUAAUUUGAGUAAUAGAACCUAUUUGUAAAUGACAAUGGUAUUUAUUCUACUAUCUAUUUUUUUAAUAUUAUUUGUUUAUUCUAAGGACUAAAUGUUUGUUCCUAACACUUUCUUAGAACACAAAUGACAGAGAAUUGUCUCAGUGGGUAAAGUUGCUGCUCAGCCUGAUGACCUGAGUUCACUCUCUGGGAUACACACAUUACUCUUACCAAUUUUUCUCUGAUUACUACUUGGGCUGUGGCAUAUGCACACCACCCGCCUACACACAUGAAUAUUUUUGAAACUGACAUAAGGAUCGGUGAGGUCAAGCACCUACCUAUUUAAGGCACUUGCUUCCAAACUUGACUACCUCAAUUUGAUCUCUAGUACUGACAUAAAGGAAGUAGAGAAUACACAUGUGUAAGUUGUCCUCUGCCUGGCACAUGCACAACAUGGCACAGGUGUUUACAUACUAGUAAAAAAAAUUCCUGAGGAGAUGAAAUUAAAGAAAAUAACCAAAUCAUUGAGAACAUAGGAAAUGAUUUGCCAAUUGAAAACAAUACAUUAUGGCAUUCUGUCAUGUCACUUUAACAAAAUAAGAUUUACUGUUUAAAUCUUACAUUAUUUGUCUCUGACCCAAUGAUAGGUCAUUUUAUAAACAUAUCCCAGCUGGGCAUAGUGGUGCAUUUUGGAGACAUGCAAAUGGAUCUUGCUUAGUUUGAGGCUAUCAUAGUCCACAUAGUGAUGUCCAGGAUACUUAUGGCCAUAUAGAGAGAUUCUUUCUCAAAGAAAAAAUUAAGUAACUGUAGCAUAUAUGACAUUAUGGAAUUUUUCCUAACUUCAACUGGACUCAUCUCUACCCAACCCUUCAUUUUUUUCACUCACAUCAAAAGAAGUGUAUUAAUGACAGUAAGAAGCAGUGUACAGAGUUCACUCACAGAGGGAAAGAAAUCAUUGAGUCAUUUGAGGACCAUGUAGCCGGGAUUUUCAUCACCUCCCAAGUGAGAGAAGAUAGGAAUCAUGGGGCAUCUUCAUCUUCUGAAUUAUAAUGAUGUAUUUGAAUAAUAGAGAGUUGUCUCAGUACUUCUGCUAUAGGGUACCCAAGUUUGGUUCCUAGCACCCACAUCAGAUGGUUCAGAACUACCUGUAUUCCAGAUCCAAGAGAUCUGAUGCACUCUUCUGGCGUCCUUAGGCACCAGAUAUGCAAAUGGUGAAAAAACAUACAUCAUAUAUUUUAUAUACUAUGAUUUUCUCAUUCUAAGAAUAAAAACUUGGAAAAAGUCCUUUUAAAAUAUGGAGUCAUAUAUAUAAUAUAUGUAUGUAAUAUAUAUUUAAUUGUUUAAAUAAAUAUGGGAGAGACUUAUAAAAAGUGUUCUAUGUAUUUUUUUACAAAUUGAAAUAAAAAUAACUUAGGUAUAUGGUCAGAACAGAACAUGGUCCUAGAGUAGAGCUGUAUGAGGGGAUUUCUGAAUGCAUGGGAGAACACUCCCAAAAAUAAAACACAGGAGUCUUGUGAACUCAGUUUCUUCAAAACACAGAAUUGUUUUUGGAUUUUUUCUUUUUUGUGCUCCUUCCAGGUAUAGCAGAUAAGAGUGAGUUUACUUCAGAUUACUCAUUAUUGCUUGCAGUUUGUUGCUACUCAAUUAAAUGUUUAAACUAUCCUUCCUGUGUCUAUAUGGAAAAAUAUGUUUUCCAUAUCUGGCUUAUCCUUGCCAUUGUAUACAGCUUGAUGUCAUGAGAACCUUAUUCAUAAGAACAUCUUAACCCUCAGAGUAUAAAGUGUGUUGGGCCCUGAAUAAAGUUGUCUGUUGUGUGAAACUU
Messenger RNA from Cricetulus griseus (Chinese hamster), 5029 nucleotides. NCBI's taxonomy places the organism in Eukaryota, Metazoa, Chordata, Mammalia, Rodentia, Cricetidae. The record is from RefSeq and is a predicted model, not a curated record.